GGAGAUAUAAUCCCCGCUCCCAAUGCUUUGAUUAGGGUUCGGGUUCUUCUUGGAACCCUAAUGGCGAUUGUUGCAGCGAAUCGAGGCGUUCAGAUGUUUCUUAAUCUUCACCCUCGGUGCCUCGUAAUUUCGUUAUGGGCAAAGAAAGGAUGUCACUCCUCAGGUCCAGUGAGGUACGUUCCGAGAGAUUAUACACAAAGCAAGAAAGCCCAAAAGUCUCCCCGCUUGGGGAGAUAUGAGAAGAAAGAGACCAAUUUGCUCAAAGCUACAGCGUCAGAGGGUGGAAAGGGUGCUCCCAAAACCCCCAAUUUUGAUGAUAACGGGUUUCAUGACAGUCUUUUCAACGCUGGACCAAAUGCAUAUUUUUCCCCUCCCCAUUCAUUCAGCAAGAUCAGGUGAUAUUCUCGAACACAUUGAAGAAUUUUCAGAGUUUGAAGAUUCCAAUGACACUGUUCUUGAGUUUGUGGACACUGAUGUUAGGGAUGAGUCUGAACUGCUUCUUGAUGAGGCCUCAAAUUCUUGUGAAAUUAAGGGCACUAAAUAUGAUGAAGUAGUCAGCAGUAAGACCAGACAAGAUGCUGAGCAGCUGGCGAUUGAAUUACUUGCAGCAAGGGCAUUUACAACACUCGAGCUUCAAAAGAAAUUACGUGGGAGGAAAUACGCUCUUGAUAUAGUUGACUCAGUGAUAGCCGAGAUAAAAGGCAGGGGCCUGCUAAAUGAUGGCUUAUAUGCGGAAUCAUUCUCUCAAUCUCGAUGGUUCUCAUCAACUUGGGGUCCAAGGCGUAUCAAGCAAGCACUUCUUAAGAAGGGAAUUAGCGAGGUUGAAGCAGAUAAAGCAACAAAGCAGGUAUUUGAGGACGAUGACAGUAGUGGGGGAUCCCACAACAUGCGGCAUGGCAUGUCCAAGACUUCAAUGGACCGUCUCUUUCUUCUGGCCUCCAAACAGUGGCUCCGAGGUCAAAGCACAUCUCUAGAGAACCGCAAGGCUCGAAUAAUAAGGUGGCUCCAGUACCGUGGAUUCAGCUGGGGUGUCACCAGCACCAUAUUGAAAAGGCUUGAAUCUCAAUAUCCCAUGCGAGAGUAGAGGCUUCGUGACAUGCAGAAACUGCCUUCAGGUUUUAACCUGCGUAACUUGAGAUUGCACUAGCCUGCUUGGAAUCUACUGUUAAACAGGAUUUUGUGCAGCAGAGACCAAGCAUGAGAUGGGUGGCAGAGCAGUAGCAGGAGACAAAAGCGAAAAAUGCGAACAGUUCGUCUCCUCUAAUGGCGACCACCACGGCAUUGUGUUUGUUACUUGAAACUGUUUUGCCAGACCACUGUGUUACAAUAGGUGUAGUUCAUCUCCUUGGACGUUCAAGUAGGUCGGUCUUCUCUCUUUAUCAGCCUCUGGUUUUAGAGAAAUUAUAUAUUGUAGUUUAUGAACCUGGUGAUUCCCAAGCAAUGAUCGGUAUGCCUCUGCAUUAUGCAUUAUUAUAGCUUCUUCAAUCUU
This is a messenger RNA of Elaeis guineensis (African oil palm), 1489 nucleotides long. RefSeq lists its product as uncharacterized. Gene Ontology annotation, biological process: regulation of DNA repair. NCBI's taxonomy places the organism in Eukaryota, Viridiplantae, Streptophyta, Magnoliopsida, Arecales, Arecaceae. The record is from RefSeq and is a predicted model, not a curated record.